GUCAUCAUAUCAUUUAUCCUUUCCUGAAAAGUACACGUGUGAUACAUUUGCUGCUCGUCUCAACUCCGACUUUUAAUAUCUAUCUCGCAAAAAUGGGUUUCGGUGAUCUUAAAAGCAGCAGUGGGCUUGGUGCCCUUAAUGAUUUCUUAUCAGAUCGCAGUUACAUUGAAGGGUACACUGUUUCCCAAGCUGAUGUUGUCAUUUUCAAAGCAUUAACUGGGGCCCCAGCAGCAGACCUCUUCAAUGCACUAAGAUGGUACAAUCAAGUCAAGUCGUAUUCUUCCACAUUUACCAGCCUACCUGGGGUAGCCAAAGCUGUCAGUGAGUACGGUCCUGCGGUCACUCCAACUGCAUCCAAGAAACCCGCUGAUGACGACGAAGAUGAUGACGACAGUGAUUUUGACGUCUUUGGGUCAGAUGAUGAUGAAGAGGAGGAAGCUAAACCACCUCCAAAAAAAUUAGAGGCAAAGAAUGCAAAGAAACCGGUGAUUGGUAAAUCUAGCGUUCUCUUUGAUGUGAAACCCGAAGACAGUGAAACAGACCUUGGCGAUAUGGAGAAGCUAGUUCGUGCCAUUGAGCAGGAUGGUCUACUAUGGGGUGCAGCCAAACGUAUCCCAGUGUGCUUUGGAAUUGAGAAACUUCAAAUUCUGUGUACAGUUGUAGAUGACAAGGUCAGCGUCGAUGAUCUCCAGGAGAAAAUCGAGGAGUUUGAAAUUGUCCAGUCUGUCGACAUUGCAGCAUUCAACAAGAUCUAGGUUCCACGUGUAUCUCCAUCUCCUGCAAGCUCCAUCUCGGCAAAUGCACGUUGGCCAACCUGCAGCAUGAAUUGAAACUGUCAGAAGACUAAACUCCACAGUGAUGCAUUCCUCACCAAGUUUAUUAUUCAAUUCAUUUAUUUUCAAUUCCAAUUAAAAGAAAUUUACAGAGAAAUACAUGCAGGCAUUAUUACAGAUUGUCAAUACACAGGAAAUCCCUAAUGAAGAUAUACACAUGCAAACAGUACAUAAAGCUACCCAGAAUUUUUAAAAAUAAAAUGGAAUUGAGGAAUACUGCAAAAAAAAUCAACAUUGAGUUGUUGUCGAGGAAGCAAUGCUAUGAGAGGGAGUCAAAGAAUUGAGUAAUUACUAGAAAGGGACAUGAGAAGAAAUUGAAAUACAUGUAUAUAUGAAUACAUUACAUAUACAAAGCAAGGAUCUUGGCCCAAGUAAUGACCAAUUUGAAUUGGGGGUUUGUGGCCUGAUUUCAUCGUGGGGAAUUUCAAUCUGGACAUAAAUCACUCAUGGUAGAACAAGAUUUAUGACUACAUGUACAUGUAGCAGACCUUAUGUAAUACCACCGACUCACUAUCAUAACAAGUGCAAAUUUUUUAUAACAAGUCUACUAUCUGCAAAUCAAAUGGAAUGAUUUCAUUAGCACUUUUACUGUUGCAAACUUGUUUUCACUAAAAAGUUUUAUGAAAUUGGUCCCAGUUGUCUUUCAUGCCAUUUCUCUAUCCUUCAAAAUCUAUCAAAUUUUUAUUUGAAAGUUUGAUUGAUAGAUAAGUGAUUGAUUUUUCAAGUCUAAAGAGUUUCAUGUUCAACUAAACAGGAUCUUUGAUGACCUUCUGUUGCAGCAUUAGCAGUCUGUCUAGCAUUGAGUGUUAUUUUCUAGUGAUUUUAAAUCCCCAGAAAAUGAUUAAUCAUGCAGAGACUUGAUCCAUUCCAGUCUAGUAAUCUAGUACAAAUGAGAAUUGAAUAUUUUGUCAAUUAUAGAUUUAUAAUUCAAAUUUCGUUGUGAUUUGAUCAUGUGGUAAGUCACAUCAUAACAAUCUACAGAGGGUAUUUUCAGGAUUUCAUUCAAUGAAGAUUUAUAGGACUAAAUAAAGCAUUUGCCGAGAU
Molecule: messenger RNA, 1877 nt
Organism: Lytechinus variegatus (green sea urchin)
Lineage: Eukaryota; Metazoa; Echinodermata; Echinoidea; Temnopleuroida; Toxopneustidae
Gene: eef1b2
Product: elongation factor 1-beta-like
Exons: 7
Coding region: 93-755 (220 amino acids)
Biological process (GO): translational elongation
Cellular component (GO): eukaryotic translation elongation factor 1 complex; cytosol
Molecular function (GO): guanyl-nucleotide exchange factor activity; translation elongation factor activity
Source: RefSeq, a predicted model, not a curated record